This is a messenger RNA of Jaculus jaculus (lesser Egyptian jerboa), 1404 nucleotides long. Its product is annotated as apolipoprotein L6-like. The record is from RefSeq and is a predicted model, not a curated record. Gene Ontology annotation, biological process: lipoprotein metabolic process; lipid transport. Gene Ontology annotation, molecular function: lipid binding. Lineage: Eukaryota; Metazoa; Chordata; Mammalia; Rodentia; Dipodidae. Gene Ontology annotation, cellular component: membrane; extracellular region. Bases 1 to 1296 code for a protein of 431 amino acids. The transcript has 5 exons.
AUGGCACCUGAGCAGCAAGGGACCCACACCAUCCCAGCACCGAACGGCAGGCCUGCAGCAGACACUGUUCUGGAUGCGGAGACCACGGCCCGAGCUGAAUGCCCGAGCAUGCCGGCCGGGGCUGCCCUCCAGGCCCCCACAUCCUCCCUCUUCUCUCACACUCCUUGCCUGACCGAGUUAGCUGCGGUCCUUAAAUGCUACGAUGACAUUGACUCUGGGACGUGUCUGUUGGCCGCUGGCUUACAGAGCCACUUCCUCGCGGGUGAUGUUUUAUUUGUAUACUUAAACAUUUUUAUUAGGAUAAGUGAAAACCAUCUGACCCGCAAGGACGUGGAUUGGGAGCGGGAGAAAAUGCCAGGCAAGCAGGCGGCGACGGAAUGCAAGGCUGGAGGUGACGCAAAGAGAGGGAAGAAGUGCAAUACUCAGGGUGAAGACAUGGAGCUACAAGACGGAGAUCUGUCAGCUGAAGAAAGAGAAUUUUUAGAACAGUUCUCUAAGUGGAAAAAGGAUCAAGAGGUGGCCAUUAAACAACUCUAUGCCCUUGCAGAAGACAUUGAUGCAAACCAUAAGAAAAUGGUCAAGUCUAACGUGGUGACUAGUUCUGCUGCCGUGGCCUCUGGGGUCAUGAGCCUCCUGGGCUUAGCCCUGGCUCCAGCCACUCUAGGAGCAAGCACGAUGCUCACAGUGGCUGGCAGUGGUUUGGGCGCAGCAGCUGGGGUCACCAGAAUUGUGACCGAUGUGUGGGAAACAUACCGCAAUAGAAAAGCCCAAGCUCAGGCCAGCACCCUACUGCCCACUACUGACCAAGAGCUUGAAGAUACUGGGGGAAAGAAAACAUCCUAUGUCACCAACAUUGGCCAGAUCAUCCACAAUUGCGGGAGCGCCGUGGACACCAUCAGGAAGCACACCCGAGCUUUGCGGCUAGCCAGAGCCCACCCGCACUUGGCCACAUCUGCCAGGCGCCUCAUGACCACUGGCCAAGUGUCAACCCGAAGCGCCAGGCAGGUGCAAAAGGCUUUCACGGGCACAGCCCUGGCCAUGACAAAGGAGGCCCUCUUGUGGAGAGGACUGAUGUCAAUCGGCUUCCUUUGCAGCAACAUAGCUGCUCUCUCUGAGGAGUGGAAACAGCUGAAGGAAGGCACGAGGGCCGAGCUUGCAGAAGAGCUGCGGGCUUAUGCGCGGGAGCUGGAGGAGCUGGUGGGGGAAUGCACCCAGUACUACAAGCAGCUGCGGAACAAGAAAAUGUUGCAUGAAAGGAAACAAAUGCAGGGACUGAGAAGAUGGCUCAGUGGUUAAAGGUUUUGCUUGAAACACCUGCCAGGCCCCCGUGUCCAAUUCCCAAGUCACCAAUGGAAGCAGCCUACAUAAUGUGACUCAGCAUCUGCUAUCAUUUGAGCCAGUUAA